AUGUUAAAAAAUAACCAACUAAGAAACCGAAAAAUUAGAAAGCUUGACAACUAUUGUAACGUUUGUGGAAAAGGUUUCAUUAAUCAUGAUAAAUACACUUGCCAUAUUUUAUAUUCACAUAUUACCUGUAAUGAAGAAAACUGCGAUUAUUCUGCACCAAAGGAAAUUAUGUAUUAUCAUAAACUAAAACAUAUUAAUAAUAAUGAAGGUAAUAGCAUUACAGAAUCAGCAGAAGAAAUUGAAAAAUGGUUAAUUUGCAGAAAAAUGAGGUUUCCUAAAUCUAAUUGUUCUAUUAAAAGUGAUUUGUUAAAAAGUAAAGAUUCAAACGAGACCCAAUUGGAUAAUGGGAAAAAAAAAAUCAAAGAUACUCAGAUUUCUGCAUUAGAACAUUAUAUACGAAUGAACAUGACUCAACAAGCACCAUCUAUUCACAAUGUAAAGCUAAAUAAAUUUUCAAAUAAAAAGAAUUACAAUUGUAAUACUAAUAUAAAAGUAAGAACGAAUAAAAAGAAAAUCUUUCAGGAAAAUAAAAAAGUCCCAAAAUCUCUUCUAUUUAGACUGUUCGAAAACGAAAUUUGUAUAUAUGAAAGAAAAAUGAUAUCUGCUAUUAACUACAUAUUAAAAAGUUUUUGUAACGCAAACCAUUUUAAUUAA
This is a messenger RNA of Cryptosporidium ubiquitum, 654 nucleotides long. RefSeq lists its product as uncharacterized. Lineage: Eukaryota; Apicomplexa; Conoidasida; Eucoccidiorida; Cryptosporidiidae. The coding region runs from base 1 to 654 and encodes 217 amino acids. The record is from RefSeq and is a predicted model, not a curated record. The transcript has a single exon.